Molecule: messenger RNA, 2581 nt
Organism: Mercurialis annua (annual mercury)
Lineage: Eukaryota; Viridiplantae; Streptophyta; Magnoliopsida; Malpighiales; Euphorbiaceae
Exons: 3
Coding region: 153-2294 (713 amino acids)
Source: RefSeq, a predicted model, not a curated record
UUAGUUCACAUUUUCACACACAGACACUACACAUAAACUAACAGUACAAAACAAUCUCCCUGUCUUAAAACCCCUCAAAUAAUUCUCGGGUUUCAUUACUAAAUGGGUCAUUCUUUUUGUAGUGAUGAUAGUAUUACCAGCCACCAAGAGAAAUGAAGAUCACCGGAAAACCACCGCAUUCAGCGCCGACUUUUCCGGCCAACACUGUAUCAUCCCCUCCUUGUUCAAGAACAGCAGCUCUAAACCCCCAGCCUCAUCCAGAUCUCACGCAGCCUCGUCGUCAUAGGCCCAACGCUAGAAAAAACCGAGUUAAAAGACCCGUAACUCCGGUUUCUAGACGCAGCCGGAGCAGGACCCGACCCGAUACUCCUUUCUUGAAGUGGAAGAUCCAGGAUAAAGAAGCUCGCAAGAUAGUUGAUGAAGAGGAAGAGGAGGAGUUGGAGAGUAGUGGUGGCCGGAAAAGUGGUCGCCGGAGAAGUUUGAAGCCGGUUUCUGCUAGGAAGCUUGCUGCUGGACUGUGGCGGUUGCAGUUACCGGACUCUGUUGGGAGUGGUGGUGGUAAUGGAGAUAAAAGAAUGGCCAGAGAUCGAUUAGGGCUUCCGCCCGGUGCGGGUCAUACAGGCAUAUCAUUUAUGCCUCAUCAUGGUGGCAAAGCUCACCUUUCUGAAGUAAGGGAUCCGUUACAGAGUCCGAGUUCUGUCUCUGGCGGAAAGAAUAGAUUCUUUUGUAAGGUUGAACCAUCAUUUCAGUUUACCAACACAAAAAUGGAGGGUGCUACUAAGUGGGACCCUGUCUGCUUGGAAACAGUGGAUGAUGUGCGCCAGAUUUACAGCCACAUGAAGCGUCUUGAUCAUCAAGUUAGUGCUGUAUCAAUGGUCUCUGCACUUGAAACUGAACUAGAACAAGCUCAAGCUCGCAUUCACGAGCUUGAGGAUGAGCGCCGGUCCUCAAAAAAGAAAAUGGAGCACUUCUUGAAGAAAGUCAGCGAAGAAAGGGUUGCAUGGAGGAGCAAGGAGCAUGAUAAAAUUCGUGCAUUUAUCGAUGAUAUUAAAACUGAUUUGAACCGUGAAAGAAAAAAUCGCCAAAGGAUGGAAAUUGUAAAUUCCAAAUUGGUUAAUGAGCUGGCUGAUGCGAAAGUUUCAGCAAAGCGGUUUAUGCAAGAUUAUGAAAAGGAAAGAAAGGCUAGAGAAUUGAUCGAGGAAGUAUGCGAUGAGCUUGCUAAGGAAAUUGGGGAAGAUAAGGCUGAAGUUGAAGCAUUAAAGAGAGAAUCCAUGAAACUUCGAGAGGAAGUGGAUGAGGAAAGGAGAAUGUUGCAGAUGGCCGAGGUAUGGCGUGAAGAGCGCGUUCAAAUGAAGCUGGUUGAUGCAAAGGUGGCACUUGAAUCAAAGUAUUCUUUGAUGAACAAGCUUGUAGCUGAUUUAGAGACUUUUUUAAGGUCUAGAAGUACAGCACCCGAUUUGAAGGAAAUGAGAGAAGUAGAAUCGCUUAUACAGGCUGCUGCCUCCGUGGAUAUCCAGGCCGUGAAGGAAUUCAAAUAUGACCCACCAAACCCAGAUGAUAUUUUCUCUGUCUUUGAAGAAGUAAAUUGCGGUGAGCUCAAUGAGAGGGAGAUCGAACCAUGUGUUGCAUACAGUCCGACCAGCCAUUCCUCACAAAUUCAUACCGUCAGUCCUGAAAUCUGUGUGGGAAAGAAGAAUGGAAAUCAUAGACAUUCCGAUGUGUAUUAUGAUCAGAAUGGUGCUAUAGAAGAAGAUGAAAGUGGGUGGGAAACUGUGAGCCAUCUGGAAGAUCAAGGUUCAAGUUAUUCACCUGAAGGGAGUGUUCCAUCUGUCAACAAUAAGAAUUACCGGGACAGUAAUGUCUCCGGCAGCGGGACUGAUUGGGAAGAAAAUGCAUGUGAUGAAACCUCAGUUACUGAAAUUAGCGAGCUCUGUUCUGUGCCUACGAGGCAGUAUAAGAAGGUAUCAUCCAUCGCAAAGCUUUGGAGGUCGGGUGGGGAUAACUACAAAAUAAUAUCAGUCGACGGAAUGAAUGGAAGGCUUUCAAACGGAAGAAAAUCAAAUGUGGGCAUUUUAUCCCCGGAUAGAGGGUCAGGUAAAGGCGAACAUAGCCCAGAUUUGGUGGGGCAUUGGAGCUCACCAGACUCUGGUAAUCCUCAAAUUACGCGAGGAAUGAAAGGAUGCAUCGAAUGGCCGCGUGGUGCACAGAAGAAUAGCUUGAAGGCAAAGCUAAUGGAGGCAAGGAUGGAGAGCCAAAAAGUCCAAAUACGACACGUUCUCAAACAGAAGAUCUAGAAGCAAGGAUGCAAAUUUUGAUUCCCGGUAUUGCUGACAGAGCCAGACGGAAAUAACAUAAGUAAGCAUCGUUCUCAACUUCACGAGUAGCCUUAUUUCUUGAUGUAAAUGCUCAACAAGGAUAAAAAUGGCAUCAUUUGCAGCCUUCAAUUUCAUGGACUAUGCCCCAUUUGGCAUACAUGUAAUGCUUUAUUAAUUAGUCAAAUGUGUUUUUAGAGGAAAUUGCAUUAUCAUGUGUACGCUAAUGGGAAAACUGAAGUAUUGAAGUAAAAGGAAAAGUUCUAAAA